AUGGAUAAGCUAGUGCCAAUAGUAAACAAGUUGCAAAACGUGCUGUCUUCGUUCAUUAGCAGCGAGACGCUUAGCCUGCCGCACAUCGCGGUAGUGGGAGCACAGUCAGUAGGUAAGACGUCCCUGCUGGAAUCGCUAGUUGGGUUAAGUUUUAUGCCAAAGGGUGAAGAUAUAGUAACGAGGACCCCAAUCAUUAUACAGUUAACAAAUUCAAAGUCGGAAGAAUGUUACUGCACGUUGACCUAUACGGAUUAUGAAAAUAACCGAGUGGAAAAACAUGUAGACGAUUUUUCCAUUUUGAAUGAUAUGCUCAUAGAUGUGACGGAAGAAAUUACUGGAGGGAAUAAGUGCAUUAAGGAAAGUCCAAUAAUUAUAGAAAUACACAAAAGUGACGUUCUAGAUUUAACCCUAAUUGAUUUGCCAGGGUUAACAAAAGUACCCGUAGGAAAUCAGCCACAAAAUGUGGAGGAACAAAUUGUCAAUUUGGUAAAUAAAUAUAUAAAAAAUCCCAACUGCAUCAUUUUAGCCGUGUCUUGUGCUAACAUCGAUUUAGCCAAUUCGGACAGUUUGAAAAUGGCUAGAAGUGUAGACCCCAAACAUGAAAGAACCAUAGGAGUUAUCACAAAAUGUGAUAUGGUGGAGAAGCCAGAGAUAUGGAAGAAGAUGAUUAGCGGUUCGUUGUACCCAUUAAAAAAAGGGUUCGUGGCAGUUGUCUGUAGGAGUCAAAAAGAAGUGGAAGAUAACACCACCAUUGAAGAUUCUUUGAGGAAGGAGGAAGAAUAUUUUAAUCAGUGUUUAGAUCUUUCAAACCAAAUGGAAAGCAUUAUGGAAUGUGGAAUUAAGAAUCUAGCCAAAAAGUUAAAUAAUAUCCUUAUUGAGCAUAUUAAAAAUACCGUCCCUUUUUUAAAACCUAAAAUAGAUGCUUUGAAAAGUAUAGAGGAGGAGAAGCUACUAGAAUUAGGAGAACCCAUGGAUAAUAUGAACCGGUCUGAGUAUUUAGCAGUCCUGGUGAAUUACAUCACGAAAUUUUCGCAGCAAUAUCAAGACAUAAUAGAUGGAAAAGUGUUUUAUAAGGACAGGGUGGAUGAACUAAAGGGAGGGGCAAGGAUACAUUACAUUUUUAAUGACUGGUAUAUAAAAUCUUUAAAUGAUUUUUCCCCAUUAGAAUUGUUAACAGAUGAAGAAAUACGAAUAGCUAUUCGGAAUUCUAGUGGACCAAGAGGUGCCCUUUUUGUCCCAGAAAGUGCUUUCGAAACGUUGAUAAAAAAAUUAAUCAACUGUUUGAAGGAACCUUCCCUUCGUUGCGCUGAUCAGGUGUAUGAAGAACUCAUAAAAAUUGUGGACAACUGUCGAAUAGCAGAUAUGGAGAGAUUCACCAAUUUGAAGAGUGCAAUAAAUGAGCAGGUUAAAAUAUUGCUAAAGGAUUGCUUACAGCCAACAAAGGAGAUGAUAAAAAAUUUGAUGUUAAUUGAGCUCUCCUACAUUAAUACGAGCCACCCGGAUUUCCUCAAUGAGCAGUUUAUGAGGAAUGUGUACGAUAAGGACAACGACUACGUGGAGGAGCUGGACCACGCGGUGCACAUGCAGAGCAACAGCAAUAAGCUCCCGCACUCGAAACGGGACUUCCCGGAUGGGUACCCCCCCACGGGCAGCGGCGGCAGCAACAAUUGCAUGGGCAGCUCCACCGUGCUGCACCCGCAUCAGCAUCAGCAGCAUUCACAAUAUUCGCAGCACUCGCAACAUGCGCAACAUGCGCAGCAUCACCACCCGUCGCAUCACCACCCGCCGCCUAACCACCCCCCGUAUAAGGAAGACGCCAAGCUGUGGAAAGGCAAGGACGAUAUGCGGCCCUUCAAAAGUAAAGAAGGGACAAAAAUCACGAACAUCCACAAUAGCAGAGAAAACGUCUUCGUUCUGCCGGUCAUUCCUGAAAAAAUAAUUCCAGAAUACUCCUCCUCCUCCAAGGAAAUAAUAGAAAUCGACCUAAUAAAAUCUUUAAUUAACAACUACUUUAACAUUGUUCGAAAGCACAUAGCCGAUGCUGUUCCGAAGGCAAUUAUGCACUUCAUGGUUAACACAUCUAGGAAGACCAUGCAGAAGGUGCUCAUUUCCAAUUUGCAUAAUAGCGAGCUUUUUAAUUUAUUUAAUGAGUGUUCGUCCAUUAAGGUGAAACGGAACAACUGCAAGAAGAAUUUGGAAUCCCUAAACCAGGCGAUCAAGAUGUUGGCGGAGAUUAGGAAUCAGGAGCUUUAGGGUUGACCUGGACCGCAGCCCCGCGGGGAGGAAAAUGGAAAUGCGUGGUAGAGGGCACGCGUGGGUGUGCGGUCCUGCCUGCUGAUGUUUAUGUCUCUUUUUAUGUUUCGCAAUGCGGACGUGCAUUUGUAAGAAGGCGAGCGAAUGGAUGGGAGGCCACGAGUGGAAGGCAUCACCGUUCGUCUUCUAUUUGGCUGUCAUGCGUGGGUCAUUUGGCCUCCAUUUGGCCGUCUUUCGUAGAUCAUUUGACCUCCAUUUGCCGGCCAUUUUUGUGUAUCCCAUCGCACAGCCCCACCGUACACAUUUGUGCGCACCUGCAGAGUAUGCACACGCACGAGCACAGCUUCGUAAGUGGUAUGCAAAUAAGAUGUUCUUUUUGACGCUAAUACAAAAUUGCAUCCUUGUGCGUUCGUGCGUACGAACUCAGAGUGCGCGCGUGUAUAGCGCGUUCACUGCGCAUAUGUGCGCGCUGUGCUUUAUUUUUAAGCCUUAAUGUGAAAAUGUUUGUGGCAUGGCGCGCAGCGGGAAAAUGAGUACAUGCAUCUGCAUAUGCUUGUGUGGACGCACGUGUAUUUGGUACCCCCCCGCGCGUGCCAUGCGCUGUGUGUGAAUUAUGUGCUAACUGCUUUUUAGCCCAAUUUGAAACAUGUAUUAUGUUCCACUCUCCUCUUCACCCUUUGUUUUGAUACACCCACAACUAUUUUUUUUUUUGAUACACGUAGGAAGAAAAAAACAAUUAAAAAACUUCUCAGUUUUUUUUUUUUUUUAAAUUUAGUGAAAUUGUUUUGCGGGCAUUUCUCUUCGAAGCGGCUUCUAUGUGUCAGGGAAAGGAGAGGCGCGCACUGGUCACGUUUGUUCGUUAGCUUCGCCCAUUUGUUC
Molecule: messenger RNA, 3132 nt
Organism: Plasmodium vivax (malaria parasite P. vivax)
Lineage: Eukaryota; Apicomplexa; Aconoidasida; Haemosporida; Plasmodiidae
Product: dynamin protein, putative
Exons: 1
Coding region: 1-2253 (750 amino acids)
Cellular component (GO): cytoplasm; membrane; microtubule
Molecular function (GO): GTP binding; GTPase activity; microtubule binding
Source: RefSeq, a predicted model, not a curated record